Molecule: messenger RNA, 293 nt
Organism: Eurypyga helias (sunbittern)
Lineage: Eukaryota; Metazoa; Chordata; Aves; Eurypygiformes; Eurypygidae
Product: rho-related GTP-binding protein RhoN-like
Exons: 2
Biological process (GO): small GTPase-mediated signal transduction
Molecular function (GO): GTPase activity; GTP binding
Source: RefSeq, a predicted model, not a curated record
UUGGCGGGCUGAGGCUUUGCUCACCCCUCUCCUCCCGCUCCUCUGCAGGUUCAGCGUACUAUGAUAACGUCCGUCCCUUGGCCUACCCGGACUCAGACGCUGUGCUCAUCUGCUUUGACAUCAGCCGCCCGGAGACCCUGGACAGUGUCCUCAAGAAGUGGCAGGGGGAGACGCAGGAGUUCUGCCCCAACGCAAAGAUCGUGCUGGUGGGCUGCAAGCUGGACAUGCGCACGGACCUGAACACGCUGCGGGAGCUCUCCAAGCAGCGCCUCAUCCCGGUGACGCACGAGCAG